Paramuricea clavata is the source of this 201-nucleotide messenger RNA. The record is from the annotation of a GenBank genome assembly. Lineage: Eukaryota; Metazoa; Cnidaria; Anthozoa; Malacalcyonacea; Plexauridae.
AUGGAGGCGCUGGACGCUGUUAAGGAUGCUGAAGGGAUGAAAAAAGAACUGGAGGAAAACGAUCUGCUCAAGAAAGACAUAAAAAACCUCGUCGGUUACGCAACACCGUACAUCCCACUCAUAGGAAUACUAAGUGGUGGAAUUACCGUCGGAAAACAUCUUAUCAGUACAAGGGUGGGUUGUUCGGAAAAGGAAGAAUAA